Phaeodactylum tricornutum CCAP 1055/1 is the source of this 1713-nucleotide messenger RNA. RefSeq lists its product with no specific name. The transcript is spliced from 2 exons. The record is from RefSeq and is a predicted model, not a curated record. The coding region runs from base 1 to 1713 and encodes 570 amino acids. Lineage: Eukaryota; Bacillariophyta; Bacillariophyceae; Surirellales; Neidiaceae.
AUGUCAAUCUUGAUAGCUAUUGAUGUUGAAUGUAAGAGCGAAGCUAUGAUGGAGACCCUUCCAAGUGGGGUCGCGGCAACACGAGCGAAUUGUCUGGACAAACGUUCGUUAGCUUUGUUUCGUAUAUUGCUCGGGUUGUACUUGCUCUAUGACAUCUACGCUCGCACUUCGUUGGGAAAGUACGAUCUCGCUUGGUACACGUCUUUGCCGCCCAGUCGUUCCUUCCUAUCGGAUCUAGAUUUUCCGCACCAGGCCCCAUUGCACAAGCUUUGGUUCUACCGAGGAACCUUGGCUUUCCAAGUUGCAAUGUUCGGUAUUUCUACGUUGUUGGCGGUCUUUUUCACGGUGGGUUUGUUUCAGCAAACCGCUAGGGUAGGCGGUCUCGUCAAGACCGUUCUAUUCAUUGUUCAAGUCGCGCAACAGAGUCGGAAUAUGCCUGGCACGGACGGCAGCGACUCCUUUCUUCGCCACUUGUUGUUUUGGAGCUGUUUUCUGCCACUCGCGGACGUUUGGAGCGUGGACGAAUGGCGCGCAUCACGUCGCAAACACAAGACGAAAAAGCCCAGUCACCGUCACUGGCAAUGUACCGGCUUGCCCUGCUUGGGAUUGAUACUGCAAAUUGCCUUCAUGUAUCUCGGUACUGCUUUGAAUCGCAUUGACGUACACGGAUGGAAGAAUUGGCACCAAUGCGAAUGGUUGCCGCCGUCCUUAUCUGCCGUCCAUUACGCACUCAGCGGGAGUUUUGCCACGCGGGACAAUUUUCUCGGCGAUCUCAUACGUACCCAGCCUAUUCUUUCCAAGACUAUGACUGCCAUGGCCAUGGUGGGUGAAAUCGGAGCGCCAAUUGGUUGCGUACUGGGAGGAAAGUAUCGACAUUGGUUUGCGCUUGUCCUUUUUCAAAUGCACUUGGGGCUCUUUUUAACGCUUAAUCUCCCCAAUUGGCAGCCAAUUGGUAUGCUGAUACAAGUAUUAUUCAUUCCAACGGCAUAUUGGGACAGAUGGCUGGGCUUUAGUAAUACGGACGAAGGGGACUACAAAAAGACAGACGGUGACAGUGUGGAAAAUACGGAACACAAGGACGCUGUGGUCAAAAAGCGGUCCGCUAGCGCAUUUUCUCGGACUUUGCAGAUCUUUUUCCUCUCCUAUAUGAUCUACAAUUGGCUAGGAAACCGGGGUUGGAUUGCAAAGCACGAUAGGGGAGAUAUCGGUGAAGGGUUGCGACUAAGCCAAUACUGGGUGAUGUACGGCACGCUGGGCCACGUGUCCGACAACAUUUUUUUGACGGGAUACAUCGAUACGACCAACGAAACUUCCAGAGAUGCUCGGCAAAUGGUGGAUUUAUUACACUACGUCAAAACCAAGACAUUUCGAGACCAGGACGACUUCAACUUUGUUCCACUGGAUAUGACAAGCCGCUUUCCAUCUCCUCGUUGGGAACGAGCCUUGCACCAAUGGGCCGCUAAACGCAAAACCCAAUCUGCCCGACUGCUCUGCCAAGUAUUGUGUUUGUUUGUCAACGAAGACCGAACUCUGAAGGGUCUACCACCCUUGGCGAGUGUGGAGAUGCGCUGGCAACAUAUGCGCAUUCUUCCACCCGGUAGUAAAGAUCGAUAUCCUAGUCGCGACGUAUCAAAAGUAUCCACUCCUGACACAAUUAUUUCCGCACCGUGCAUGGAAUACGAUAGCUCGUUCGACUCUCUUCUGGUGGAAUAA